GCAGCAGAAAAUGUAUUUGCGGUGACGCAGAAUGUAGCUGUUCCAAGUGGCCAGCAGAUUUCAGCCUGCGAGCUUGAUUGUGAGGCAGUAAAGAAUUUUCUUCAAACAAAAGACCCCCGGAUAUUGGCCUUCUACGAGGAGCACGGGACUUUGACUGAGAAAUGGCGACGAGUAUUGGUGACAACCACGAUCAGCUACCUGGUUGAGAAAAAGGGAUUUUACCCCAACAGUGCUGACAAACAAUUACUUGCAAGAGCCAUCGUUACACUGUUUCCAGCGCUACAAAUAAAAAUGGAAGAGGAAAACGAAGGAUAUGAACAUUUCUACGAUCCUGUAAGCCACUCUGGCUUUCUGGAAGACAAACUAAGAAAUAUCCGGCGGAGUCUGAGGGAUGACCAGCGGCGUUACCGCAGACGGGGAGGAUCAUCUGAAGUCUUGGUUAGACUGGAGGAAGUUGUGGAAAGCGAUGAGUCUGUGAAAGAAUGGAUCACUGUAAUUAAGAGGAUGAAGCCUACUCCCGAAAAUCGGUCAUCGAUAAAGAUGGGAAUGGACAAAACCUACACACACCGAAGAUACUGGAUUUCUAGUCAAUCACCCACUCUGGCAGAGAUUGUGGAACACUACCCACGCUUCAUCGACAUGCCCUAUCUGAUUGACAGCGAGUUCGCGAGGAUGUUUCCAGACAAAGCAGAUGCCUUCCUCCGCAAAUGGGAACCCACCAUCGUCCCAAAGCUUCUGAAACUCGCGUGCCUUGAGAAGAAAGAAGACUACACAGAGGAUGAGAGUGCUGAAUCAAGUAGCUUCAGAGCCCUCAGGAUGCUCGUCCAGUAUCUCCCCCCUACUGCAUCAGGACGGAGUAAAGGGUGGACCAAAUGCAGUGUAAAGGCGGCAAUGGCCUACAUGUUGGAGAUAAAGCCAAUGGGAACCAGCAUCACGUCACUUCUUCAAACCAGUGGCACGGUCUGUGAUUCGUCAAAUCAACAAAACCAUCAAUCAACCACGCUUGGAUGCCAGAUGUUGCAUUUGAGUUAG
Engraulis encrasicolus (European anchovy) is the source of this 1032-nucleotide messenger RNA. RefSeq lists its product as uncharacterized. Lineage: Eukaryota; Metazoa; Chordata; Actinopteri; Clupeiformes; Engraulidae. The transcript is spliced from 9 exons. The record is from RefSeq and is a predicted model, not a curated record. The annotation marks the transcript as partial.